GUAAGACACGUUAGAUAACAGCCAAGCAGUGACAGGUAGCUCCUCCUUUGGACUGGGACACUGAGCAGAGACGAGCUGGACAUGGCCGGGUACAAGCCGAGGGUGAUGUCUCUAACCAAGAGGCCGGGUCAUACAUUCGGCUUCUACUUGAGGGCGGAGCAUGCGGAGGAGGGUCACCUGAUCCGCUGCCUGGAAAUGGGAGGUCCAGCUGAACUGGCUGGUAUGAAAGAUGGAGACCGCAUCCUGCGGGUCAAUGGAACAUUUGUUGAUGGACUCUCGCAUUCAGAGGUGGUGGACAUGGUGAGGAACAGUGGACCGUCAGUCACGUUCCACAUCCUGGAUGAAGCUUCCUAUGUGCAGGUCAAAGCACAGGGAGUGAACCUGUCCGACCCUCAGAGCACACCAGUUGCCAAUUGUGUGGUUGGACAGGCUCUAAAACCCAAACUGUGCUACCUGGUGAAGUCCAGCUCUGGCUAUGGGUUUUCUCUCCGCUCAGUCAAUGGUGAGCAGGGUUUGUUUAUGACAGAGGUAAUCCAGGGAAGUGUGGCUAGCAGGGCGGGGGUCAAUGCCAAAGACCGUUUGCUGGAGAUCAACGGGGAAAACGUCGAAAAUUCCACACACGAUCAGGUAGUGGUGAAGAUCAAGCAGGCUGGCAGCAGCAUCAUGUUCCUGCUGGUUGACGAAGAAACAGACAGGCACUACAAGAGCAAGCAUAUGAAGAUUGGAGCAUGGUUAGCCACAACCAAACAUCUCCCACACAAGCCUCUCAUCGCCGACAUAACCAAAGGCUCUGAUGGCUAUGGCUUCAUACUCAAGGAGCUGAAGAACCAAACAGGCCACUUCAUUAAGGACAUAGACCGAGGCAGCCCUGCAGAAAAAGCUGGUCUAAAGGAUAUGGACAGACUAGUAGCUGUGGAUGGUCAGGAGGUGGACUACUGCACCCACGAGCAGGUGGUGGAAAAGAUCAGGCUGAGUGGCAACAAAUGCUGCCUCCUAGUGGUGGACAGAGACACCGACCAAAUGUAUAAGCAGGGGGGAGUGUCUCCUAUGCUCUUCUUGGAGGAGAUAAAGGAUUCCAACUCACCACCCAGUUACACAGAGGCCAUCAAUUUACCUGCACCUGGUCAGGUGAAGAAGGAGGACCUAAAGCCCAAACUGUGUAAGAUGGAGAGGACCUCAGCUGGCUAUGGCUUUCACCUGAACGGCAUCCAGGGGGUGUCUGGACAAUAUAUCAAGGAGGUGGUGAUGGGUGGAGCGGCUGACAGUGCGGGUCUGGAGGAUGACGAUAUUGUGGUGGAGGUUAACGGAGUUAAUGUGGAGCACAGCAGCCAUGAGGAGGUGGUGGCCAUGAUCCGCAGCAGUGGCAGCUCUCUGGAGAUGCUGGUGGCUGAAAAGAGAGUCUACGACCAACUCAAAGCUAAAGGAGUGACCAUCACACGGCUGCUCCUCAGGGAAACGUCUUAUGCUCAAGUCCACACUGCAGCCACUCCAGAAGAAGAAGACAGAUAUGAUCUGGUGGCCAGACCUGAGACGCCGACUGAACCAGCAAGAGAGAGGACCACAUCAGCUUUAUCUCAGGACAGUGUGGAUGAGAGAUUCUGAGAAGCUGCCAAAUGGAUACACUCCCUGAUUUAACCGUUUUAAAUCUAAUGUUGAUCCAUUGUUUUUUAAACAAUCACCUCUAAGGGCUCCACACAUCCAAUUAUAUCAUGAGACAAAGAGAUGCAGGAAAAACAAAACAAAAAAAGGUCAGUAAAGACUUUU
Plectropomus leopardus (leopard coralgrouper) is the source of this 1764-nucleotide messenger RNA. It is a transcript of the gene pdzk1, whose product is annotated as PDZ domain containing 1. Gene Ontology annotation, molecular function: signaling receptor binding; protein-membrane adaptor activity. Gene Ontology annotation, cellular component: apical plasma membrane. The record is from RefSeq and is a predicted model, not a curated record. Gene Ontology annotation, biological process: protein localization to plasma membrane. NCBI's taxonomy places the organism in Eukaryota, Metazoa, Chordata, Actinopteri, Perciformes, Serranidae.